AUGCCGCGCUCUCGCGAGAGUAGAGAGGAGGCGUGUAGCGUCAAGGGUCCACUUUCUCGUAACCAUAGUGAUGCGAAGACGCUAGCAGCCAGUUCGGGAGACGGCGGGGGAGGCGGCCAGAGGCCGCGGCGUGGCGUUGGCGCGUGUAUCCGCGACGUCUUCCGGCGACAGGCUCCUGAGAGGGGACGGCCAGAGAGCCCACUCCGACUGAUAAUGGACACAGUUCCAGAGAUGCCCUCCACUGAUGCCCACUCCAGUGAUAUAGUUGCAGAAAGAUACCUGGUUGAGUCCAAGAAGUCCACAGCCCAUGUUCCACUUGCUUGCAGCACACAGUACUGUGCUUUUCCUUUAGAUGGGAACCAUCUCUGUGUGUGGAGCCCCAGGGACCCUUCUCACCAGCUCCUCACUUUACAAGGACACCAUCAGCUGAUUACCGCUGUGGUUUUUGGAAAUCAAAUAGAUCCACAUCAACUCUGUUCUGCCUCCCAUGAUUGUAUUAUAAUGUGGAAUGUGGCCGCAUGCCGAGAGAAGACACUCAAAGGGGUGAUUCCUCGAGGGACUGUCCUGGGCUCCCCUUUACAAACAGUGCUCUGUUUGAGGUUUAGUCCAGACGAUCGUGCUGUUGCAGUGUGUGCUGGAAACAAAAUAUCCGUGAUGGAUGUGGAGGUCUGGGACUAUUGUGUGGGAUCCUCGAUAUACAACUCAUCCAUUUUAACAGCUUACCCUCUCCUGAGUUUGCUUAUCCGUGAAGAAAACAGACAGCUGGUCACUGGCAGUGCGGAUGGCCAGCUGUGGAUAUUUAGUUUGAUGGAGAGUCACCACUAUCACUGUGUGGCACAUGUGGACCUGAGGAAGAAAAGUGACACUUUCUCCACUCGAAGAAUGCUGGCCAGGCAGUGCAGCCUUCCAGAAGACAGUCAGUACCACUCUACACCUGAGGUGGAUAAAAGGGAAGAAGCUGAAGCCUCAUUCCCUGUCCUGAGCCUGGCACACUGUGACCUCUGCCUGCCCGACACCCAGGAUGGAGCGUGCGGCUGUUUUUCCUCUGAGUGCACCAAAUGCCUGUGGAUUGGAAGCUCGACAGCUUUAUUCGUAUUUAACCCGGCAAGCGUUGAAUUAGAAGCUGCUUUACAUUUCAAGGAAUUUCAGAACCUGAGUGUCCAAGUCGCUGGGUCCUGUGCAGUGAUGAGUGAGGCCAUGAGCCCCAAGGCACUGUGCAUGCUCUCAUCUAUGUUUGGAAACAAGAUCGCCGUGUUGGACGUCAGCCUGGCUGCCCUGCUGAGCUCCCAGAGGAGCCCCGGUGCCGGGAGAGUGCUUUCCGUGCUGCCAAGCUCCUGUGUCCUACCAACCUCUCCACUGUAUUUUGGAGUUGUUAAGGAAAGCCUUCCUAAGCCUGCCAGUAGCAAACGACAUGCUGUGAGGAGUGUCAUGGAGGACAGACCCCUCAUUUUCCACAAUAAAAUCAGGUCAUCUGGUUAUACAUCGGCACCGCAUGGGACUAUGUUUUCCCCAAAGACCAACAUCAAGCAUAUUAACAAAAGAACUUCCAAAGGCAAGAACAGUCACAAGUGGUAUGUAAUUGAGUGCGCUCCCACAAAGCCCGAACAUGAAGUUGCAGUGGCUCAGGAGCCUGUUGCUGUGAGCUGUCUGCAGUACUCAGGGGAUGGACAGCGGUUGGCCUGUGGCUUAGCUAACCAUCUUUCCCUGGUUUUUGAUGCUAGCCUUUCUGGAAGACCUGCUGCUUUUUCAGGUCACGAUGGAGCUGUGAGCACCAUCUGCUGGAGCCAUGACAAGAGAUGGCUGCUGUCUACAGGCCGGGACCGGACACUGAGGGUGUGGUCAGUUCAUAGGAGAGAACUCAUGCUGCUUUUGGGUCCAGGGUCUUUCUCCAAGCCAAUAACGUCCGCACAGUUCUACUACAUGGAUGCUUUCAUGCUGCUGUCUUCUGGCCCUGAACUUUGGCUCCUAAAGUACCACAUUGACCUCUGCAGGGAUGACAUGCGGAGGUAUAAACCCAAAAGCAGGUAUAAACCUGUUUUCAGGCUCCCGUUAACCAGUGGGGCAGACGUGACCACUCUGUCUGCAGUGAAUGACUUUUAUUCCCACAUCGUACUCACAGCUGGCCGGGACCGGGCUGUGGAAGUUUUUGACCUCAAUGUUGGCCGCAGUGCUGCAGUGAUAGCCGAAGUCCAUUCUCGGCCUGCCCAUCAAAUUUGUCAGAAUAAAGGAUCAUCAUUUGCUGCCCAGCAGUCCCUGGCGUAUAAUCUUUUCCUGACCACAGCUGUUGGCGAUGGGGUUCGGCUGUGGGACUUGAGGACUCUGAGGUGUGUGCGCUGCUUUGAAGGGCAUCCACACCGCUGCUACCCUUGCGGAGUUGCGUUCAGUCCUUGCGGAAGGCUUGUGGGCUGUGGUGCAGAGGACAGACAUGCCUACGUGUAUGAAAUGGGCUCCAGCAGCUUCCUCUACCGUCUUGCAGGACACACAGACACAGUCACUGAGGUGGCCUUCAACCCAGCAGCUCCUCAGCUGAACCUGCAGAGCCAGUCUGCUUACAUUUAAAGUAAUUAUAGCUCGCCACUGCCGCCUUGGAUGGGAAACUUCA
Molecule: messenger RNA, 2602 nt
Organism: Microtus oregoni (creeping vole)
Lineage: Eukaryota; Metazoa; Chordata; Mammalia; Rodentia; Cricetidae
Gene: Wdr27
Product: WD repeat domain 27
Exons: 28
Coding region: 1-2559 (852 amino acids)
Molecular function (GO): protein binding
Source: RefSeq, a predicted model, not a curated record